GUCGAAAACGAAAGCAGGACGUCCGCGGACGAAAGUUUGGGACGAAUUCGACGACGAUGCGGUGCUGGCGGCGAAGCGAUACUGCCGGUGCAAAUGGUGCGGCACAGAGGUGAAGGCCGAUGCAGCCCGCAUGUACAAUCACGUUACAGAUCGCUGUCCACAUAUUGACGUGACCACGCGACAAACGUACCAGGCACCAGACGGAAACGGCCCGGCCGAGUCGGUGAGCGACAUGGAUGACGAAGCAAAGGAGUCGUCUGCCGUCGUAACGAAUAUGAACGCGGGAAUGAAACCAGAGGUCGGUCUUGUAAAAGCAAAGGGCGGGAGACCGAAGGACCCGAUUUGGAACGAAUUCAGUACGAACGACGAUCUUCGCAAACGACGGUACUGCAUGUGCAUCUGGUGCGAAAAGGAGGUUAAAGGCGACACCACCCGCAUGACGGCACAUGUGCUGGAACGAUGCACGGUAGUGGACGCCCUGACAAAAGCCAAAUACACCGUCAAGUUUCGCAAAUUACACAAUGACUCCACGCGAGUUGACCACGGCGAUGUACUGUCGAGCAUUUCCGCGACAUCCACUCUUUCAACUUCCCCGACGAUCUCAAAAGGGGAUCCCCCGACGGCCGCGACGGCCGAUGUCACGGCCCUUGUCCCUGCUCCAGCAUCUCCGUCACUUCAGCAUUCUACGUACCCGAUCCUGCAUGCCGAAUCCCCGCCUGGACUCACUCUAUCCAAGUUCGGGUUUCUCAAGGAGUUGGGGCUCCAAGACGAGAAUCGGGGAGUGUUUGGGGGCGGCGAUUGGUUUGGUAAAGGCUCAGUUGUCACAGUGGUGAACCCGUCGACAAAUGAGUCGAUUGCGACCAUUCAGUGCGGUACGAUGGACGACUACAUGCAUGUGGUGGAGACCAUGGACGUGGCGGCCAUUACGUGGCGACAAGCAUCCAUGGAGCGGCGAAGUGCCGUCGUGCACCAGAUUGGCGAUGCAUUUCGCUCGCACCAACGAAGUCUGGCGCAUCUGGUAUCGAUGGAGUUGGGGAUCGUGUUGGACGAAUCCAUGCGCCACAUCGACAUGAUGAUUCACACCUGCGAUUCUGCCGCCACGGCCGUGCGAGCGAUUCCAGUGUCAACGGUGCAAGAACCCACUGAACAAUCGAGAAAUGAACGUUGUACCAAGACGCUAGUCUUCGAACGUCACGUCCCUUUGGCUGGCCACGUCGGCCUUCUCACGCCCUUUCACGCCCCGAUGUGGACCGGCGCGAUGGCGCUUGCCUGCGGCAAUGCUGUGCUGUGGAAACCUUCCCUGAUGCUCACAUCAAUCGCCAUCACCCACUUGAUCUCGGCGGUUCUCGCACGGAACGGCUUUCAUCCGGGAUGUGCGUCGUUGGUCUGCGGCAGUGGUCGAGAAAUCGGGACGUGCCUGGCCAAAGACAAACGGAUGGCUGUCGUGCGCUAUAAAGGAUGUGUGGACCACGGCCAUCGAGUCGGCAUGGCUGUCGCAGAGCGCAUGGGGCGAUCGGUCUUGGACCUUGACACGCAGAACGCGGUCGUCGUGCAUGCGGAUGCGGAUGUGGACCAUGCAGUGCGCAUGAUCGUCAAGGCAAUGGGACGGCGCAUCUUGAGGCGAGUCUACACCCACGUCGACGUAUGCGAUCGUUUUCGCCGACUCCUUUCCUUGCACUACCGGGAAGUCGUCGUUGGCGACCCGUUUCAAGCGUCCACCGCAUGUGGGCCGCUGCGAAAUUGCCACGCAGUCCAAGCAUUCACCAACACGAUUAAUGCCAUGAUCCCCAUGUCGUAUGGCCAGAUCAUCUGCGGAGGUUCUGUACUGGACCAACCAGGCAACUUUGUCGCCCCCACCGCCGUUUUGAUCAACGAUCUUCUCUCAAAUGUGCAGAUGGACGCGCUGUCGCCGAUCACCUUUGUGUCUACGUUCCACAACCUCAAUCAAGUGAUGGUGGAACGGCAGCCUCUUGAACGCAUCAUUCUCUUCACUCAAUCCUCUCUCGCGGCUGCGUUCGAGUUUACUGGCGCGAACGUGAUUGGCGUCAACUGCGACGUCCCCAGUGACAUCGCAAUGAGCGGCACGUCGUGGACGACCUAUAUGCGACGUACUACAUGCACCGUGAAUAUGACACCAACCGACAACCAAGAACAUUCACCGUCAACGCACCUCAUGGACCCGUCAACCCAAAUCACGUCGUUGCAUGUCCUGUGAGCCGAUCCAUCCCCCAAGUGCGCCGUGGACGCCGCGUGCGUGUUGUUAGAAAUUCCGGAUAUUAAGUAACCGGAUAAUCGAGAGGAGUGCGCCAG
This is a messenger RNA of Aphanomyces invadans, 2310 nucleotides long. RefSeq lists its product as hypothetical. NCBI's taxonomy places the organism in Eukaryota, Oomycota, Saprolegniomycetes, Saprolegniales, Verrucalvaceae. Gene Ontology annotation, molecular function: aldehyde dehydrogenase (NAD+) activity. Bases 131 to 2215 code for a protein of 694 amino acids. The transcript has 9 exons. The record is from RefSeq and is a predicted model, not a curated record.